CCUCAGACUGGUGAACGGCUCUGAUAUCUGCUCUGGUCAAGUUGAGCGUCAGUAUUUCAGUAAAUGGGGCUCAGUGUGUGAUGAGUGCAUGAAUAUGAGAGCUGCCAAUGUCCUCUGUAGAGAGCUGAAUUGUGGGAUUGCUGUGUCUGUUGUGGGAGUGGACUGGUUUGGAGAGGGAUCUGGUGAAAUCUGGGCUGAUGUGUUUGAUUGUCAGGGGAAUGAAACAAAACUCUCAGAAUGUUCAAUCUCUUCAUGGAGUCGAGCUGAAUCCUCUCAUAAACAAGAUGUUGGAGUCAUUUGUUCUAGUGAGUGAACUUCACUCUGUCAUUAACAUGAAGUUACUGUAGUGUGAUCGUAAUCAAUCUGAAAAUGUCAAAUCCUUUCUCCGGAUUCCGCUCUGUCUCUUCAUGAUGGUCGAGUGAGGUUGUCUGGAGAGAGAGAGUGUGAGGGUGAGGUGGAAGUUUACAUUCAUCAGGUUUGGAGGAGAGUUCUGCUGGACUCCUGGAGUCUCACUGAAUCCUCUGUGGUCUGCAGACAGCUGGGCUGUGGCUCUGUGCUGAACUUCACUAACUCCUCUUCAUCCAGUGAUGAACACAGUUAUGAGUGUGUGAUGGGCUUCCAGUGCUCUGGGACUGAAGAUCAUCUGAGGAACUGCAGCUCUCCACAAACUCUCAACUGCAGCGCAACACAACAGCUGUCAAUCACCUGCAUUGGUCAGCGGUCCAUCAGGUUGGUGGGUUCUGGUGGAGAUUGUGCAGGAAGGCUGGAGGUUUUUCACAAAGGCUCAUGGGGUACAGUGUGUGAUGACUUCUGGGAUAUUAAAGAUGCUCAUGUGGUGUGCAGACAGCUGCAGUGUGGAGUGGCUCUCAGUAAUCAGCCAGUACCAGCCUGGUUUGGUCCUGGUUCUGGACCCAUAUGGCUGGAUGAUGUGAACUGUGAGGGGAAUGAGACGUCACUGUGGAGCUGCUCUUCACAGGUCUGGGGAGAUCAUGACUGUAACCAUAAGGAGGAUGUAGGAGUUGUGUGCUCAGAGUUUAAAGAGCUCAGGUUAACUGAAGGCUGUGAAGGGAAUGUGGAGGUUUUCUACAAUGGAUCCUGGAGUAAUGUUUGCUGGAAUCAGAUGGAAAGAGACACAGCGAGUCUGAUCUGUCAAGAGCUAAACUGUGGAAGAUCUGGCAGUCUGUCUUAUUCAACAUCAAGAGUGCCGUCAGCUUAUAACUGGUUGGAUAAUGUUGAAUGUCGACCAUAUGACUCAAAUCUGUGGCAGUGCCCGACUACACCCUGGGGAAAGAAUAACUGUGGUCAAAAUGAGGUGACUUUUAUCACCUGCUCUGGUGAGAAAAUAAAAAUAACUAAAUAAAUGAACUGUAAUGUUUUGUUACCUUAGAAUGAGGUGUUUUAUCUACAUAAACCAUGGGUCCCCUUUCAUGUACUUCACUAUUUUGCAACGCCAUGU
Messenger RNA from Paramisgurnus dabryanus, 1456 nucleotides. The record is from RefSeq and is a predicted model, not a curated record. Lineage: Eukaryota; Metazoa; Chordata; Actinopteri; Cypriniformes; Cobitidae.